Messenger RNA from Monascus purpureus, 1956 nucleotides. NCBI's taxonomy places the organism in Eukaryota, Fungi, Ascomycota, Eurotiomycetes, Eurotiales, Aspergillaceae. The record is from the annotation of a GenBank genome assembly.
AUGCAGACUGCGUCUACGAUCGAAUCGUCAAGGGACUUCCUCCAGAUCCCUCCGCACAGAGCCAGCGCCGAUGCAGUCCUGGAGUGGGAGAUCUUCCGCGGGAAGUAUCCCGGCGACGCGUUGAUCGGUGGUCUCUUUCAGCCAAGGGAGGAGAAUGUGUCUUCGCCGGCGAGCAUCGUGGAUGGAGUCAUGACAGGCACCGGAUUGCACCCCCUGGAUGACGAGAAGAUCCCAUCCCUCAUCGAUAGCUUCCUGCAGAAUGUCCACACGAAAAACCCCCUUCUCGAUGCAGAAUUACUGGUGAAACACGGCCGUCGGUGUGCAGAGCAUGGCGUUGGCUGGGAUGCACUCUCCUGCCUGGUGCUGUUAGCAUGCGCUCUGGGCACUGUUGCAAAGCCUUUCGGCACGUCUAUCACUCAACAACCAGUCUUGCCGCGAGGAACUGUUGACCUGGCACCAAGCUCGGCGAGUUGUUCUGCUCAUGUGUACGCCAAAGAGCUGCAGCAGGCCGAGUCGUGUUUUGCGCUCGCUUGCCGUCGUCUGGGCUCGCUGAAGCAUACAUUGCUGGGAGCCCAGUGUUAUUUCUUUGCCGGUGUCUACCUCAUGUACACGCUGCGGCCGAUUCUAUCCUGGCAAUACUUCAUCCAUGCGUCGGUUCUCUACCAGCUAUACCGCAAGACCACCCACGGUAUCCCAGAGAGCCAUACGCGUGUUCCCUCGCAGCCUUUGACGGCUGCAGAGCGCAAGACCAGACGGCUGGAGCAAAGUCUCUACUGGUCGUGCUUCAAAUCCGAGUGCGAGUUUCGCGUCGAGCUCCCUUUUCCUCAAUCUGAAAUCAGCGCCGGAGAGUGUCCCAAUCUGUUUCCCUCCCCCCCAUCACCGCAUGAGACAGAUGUUGCCAGCAUCCCGACCUCCAACCUGCUCGACAGGAGUUCGGUUGGUGGCAGGCAGGCUUCGUUGACUCCCCUCGGCCACUUCGAUGCCCAGGCACACAUUACAGACGAAGAGCAGGAACUGCGGCAACAUGCGAAGAACCUGUGCAACGAGGAAGAAAGCUGGUAUUAUUAUCUCACGGAGAUUGCUCUCCGCCGCAUAGGCAAUCGUAUCAUCAACACCUUUUUCCGUCAGGAUCGCUCGUCCUGGCUCAACAUCAAGCCUCUCCUUCGAAUGGCACAGGAGUUCGAGGCUCAGGUAUCAUCAUGGUCAGCACAUCUCCCGCCAGCAAUGCAGCAUUAUGAAACCACGUCGAUCAUCCGGGCACCGCAUCUCAACUCCCACAGUCAGGGCGCGGGCGGCCACGUCUCCCGGGAACUCAGCUGGGCAGUGGAUAACCGGCUUCUGGAGAUGCAGACCUGGCUGUAUCAGCCCUUUCUGUAUUAUCUGGUCCAUGUGGGACUUGGUCUUCCGUCGACGACGUCGGGCAGCUACCCGUACCAUGCGACAGCCAUUCCCGACCAACGAACUCGCGAUGGCCGUCUCAGUAAUCUGUUGAAUCCCUUUCUCCCCGCGGCACACCCUGCGGCCGGUUCGCACGUUCUCGGACUUCCCGACGAUGCGGCUGUGGCGGAUGGGGGCUCCCCCCUGGACAACGAGGAUCUCGCAGUACUUCGCUCUCUGAUUGCGUCCGGCAUAGAAUGUAAUCUGAAGACGCUGGAGGUUCGGUCAAUCGGUCAUCGCCAUCACGGUCUAUGGUAUGAUCUCCGAAGCAUCAUGUGCUCCUCUCUGACCCUGCUUGCUGUGGUCAAAAGUGGGAAUGCCGCUUGGAUCCCCGGUGGUGCUGAGGCUCUCUGGGGGAGCAAUCCCGGGGCGUCGUACUGGGCAGAUUUGCCUGUGCCUAUAGGGGGGAAGAUUGCCAAGGUCCUGGCCCAGUUUAGCUUUUGGGCGGCAGAAGCGCCGGACCUGCUAAGAUACCGAGAGAUUUUGGAGGAGGUGGUUCGGGACGUAAGAGGUUCAUGA